Amaranthus tricolor (Joseph's coat) is the source of this 2099-nucleotide messenger RNA. Its product is annotated as uridine 5'-monophosphate synthase-like. The transcript has 8 exons. The record is from RefSeq and is a predicted model, not a curated record. Bases 359 to 1804 code for a protein of 481 amino acids. Gene Ontology annotation, biological process: 'de novo' pyrimidine nucleobase biosynthetic process; 'de novo' UMP biosynthetic process. Lineage: Eukaryota; Viridiplantae; Streptophyta; Magnoliopsida; Caryophyllales; Amaranthaceae. Gene Ontology annotation, molecular function: orotate phosphoribosyltransferase activity; orotidine-5'-phosphate decarboxylase activity.
ACACCCUUGGCACGUGCUCCAUGGACAAUUUUUAAAAAAAAAUUAAAAUUAAAAAAUCUGGAAGUCAGGGAGCUGGGAAAAGAAGCACGCGCGACAAUCUCAACUCAAAAUUCUGAUUUCACCCAUUCUCCAUUCUCUCUUAAACCCUAAAACCCUAAAACCCUAAAAUUUACCCAGCCACCGCCGUCGCCCCGCCAUUCAAGUCUCUGGCCACCGACGUUGUCCCGCCACUCCAGUUGCCUGCCGUCAACCUCUACGGUGCUCCCCAGAAUCUUGAAGAAAAAUUUAUUAAAUAUGUCGGUGACAUACUAAGUAUAAAUUUCAGCAUACAUCACUUAUACACCGCCAUCCUUCUACAAUGGCAUCCACUUCGUCAAUGGAAUCUCUUAUCCUCAAACUCCACGAAAUAUCUGCUGUCAAAUUUGGCAACUUCAAGCUAAAAUCUGGCAUAUCUUCCCCUGUUUACAUAGACCUCCGUUUGAUCGUAUCAUACCCAUCUCUUCUCUCUCAAAUCUCCCAAAUUUUAAUAUCUGCUGUUCGUUCUUCAUCUCCUUCAGCCACUUUUGAUGUAAUAUGUGGCGUUCCCUACACAGCUCUUCCAAUUGCCACUGUUGUUUCCGUGGAUAAUAACAUUCCUAUGCUAAUGCGUCGCAAAGAGGUUAAGUCUUAUGGAACUGGGAAAGCCAUUGAAGGUGUUUUCCAGCCUUCACAAACUUGCCUUAUUAUUGAAGACCUUGUAACUAGUGGGGCUUCUGUUCUUGAAACUGUUGCUCCUUUGCGCGAUUCUGGUCUUAAGGUUACUGAUGCUGUUGUUUUGAUUGAUAGGGAACAAGGAGGUCGAGAAAAUUUAGCAGAGAACGGGAUAAGAUUGCACUCCUUGUUGAAGCUCAGUGACAUGGUUGGAGUUUUGAGGAGGUUGGGUAAGGUGGAAGAAGAAACAGAAAAGAUGGUCUUGAAGUUCCUGGAUGAGAAUAAGAAAGUCUCGGUACCUAAUGUGGGAAAAGACAAGCUUGGGGUAUCCAAGUUGGGUUAUGGAGAGAGGGCUAAAUUAGCGAAAAAUGAGGUUGGUAGACGAUUGUUUGAGAUAAUGGUGAAAAAAGAGACCAAUUUGUGCUUGGCUGCUGAUGUAGGUACAACUUCCGAGUUGCUAGCUCUGGCCGAUAAGGUUGGACCAGAAAUAUGUUUACUGAAGACUCAUGUUGAUAUAUUGCCUGAUUUUACUCCAGAAUUUGGUUCGAAACUUCGUUCGAUUGCUGACAAGCACAAUUUCCUUAUCUUUGAGGAUAGAAAGUUUGCUGACAUUGGCAAUACUGUAACAAUGCAAUACGAAGGAGGUGUUUACCAUAUCUUGGAUUGGGCUGACAUAAUCAAUGCUCACAUUAUCUCAGGCCCUGGGAUUGUGGAUGGUCUAAAGUUGAAGGGGUUGCCUCGUGGUAGAGGUCUCUUGUUGUUGGCUGAAAUGAGUUCUGCUGGUAACCUCGCAACUGGAGAAUACACAGCAGCUGCUGCGAAGAUUGCUGAGGAUCACUCAGAUUUUGUCAUAGGUUUCAUUUCGGUGAAUCCGGCAUCUUGGAAAUGUGGCCCUGUCAAUGCAGCUCUUAUUCAUGCUACACCUGGAGUUCAAAUGGUGACUGGCGGAGAUGCCCUUGGUCAGCAGUAUAAUACUCCAUAUUCAGUUAUAUGUGAUAGAGGGAGUGAUAUAAUCAUUGUUGGGCGCGGAAUCAUUAAAGCAGCUAAUCCUGCAGAGACUGCUCGUGAAUACCGGCUUCAAGGGUGGAAUGCAUAUUUAGCCAAGUGCGCGUAGGAAUUCAGGUCUGUUUAGACUUGCUAAGUUAUGCAUUUCAGUUGUCUGAUGUUUUCAAUAAUCUGUAACUUUGAAGAAAACCCCAAGGGUCCAAAUCUCUUUUAGUUUGUCAAUAGAUCUGGUCCAGUUAUUCAUAGUUUUGUUUGUUUCUUGAAAUAUGGUUUUGGCAAAUUGCCGCCAAUGAAUCUUUAUGUUUAACAAUGCAUAAUUAUAAUAAGUCAGGGCUUUGGCAUUUUUGUCUUAGUUAAUUUGAUGGAAUAUGGGAAAAGAAGUAGCCUCCUUUUGAUCAGGAAAA